AUGGACCUGUUUGAGCUUGGAAAACAGCACUUUGUCCUUCUCGUGGACCACUGGAGUGGAUUCUUCGAGGUCCAAGAACUUACGAGAACUACCGCCGACAAAGUUAUAGUAGCAUGCAAAGUCCAGUUUGCACGACAUGGAAUCCCGGACACAGUGAUAACCGAUAACGGACCUCAGUUUUCCGCCGCAGAAUUUUCAACAUUCGCAAAUGAUUGGCAGUUCAAACAUGUAACGUCGAGCCCUCGCUACCCGCAAUCAAAUGGCCGGGCAGAGAAUGCGGUCAAGACCUGCAAAAUGCUGUUGACAAAAGCCAAAGCUGCUGGUCAAGACCCAUUGCUGGCGAUUUUAGAUUGGAGGAAUACCCCCACAGAGGGUUUGGGAACAUCUCCUGCCCAACGGUUGAUGGGGCGGCGUACGCGAACACUGCUACCGACUCACAAAAAUCUUCUCAAACAGCCAAUCAGUGAAAGCACAAGAGAUAAACUAGUUGCUCGGAAAUCGCGACAAAUUCACCAUUAUAACAAGACACACCAACCUCUUCAACCAUUAAAGAAAGGUCAAGCUAUCCGAAUGAAAUUGCCAAACGCAACAAAAUGGACGCUUAGAACUUGUACCAGGGUUUUAGACAACAGAUCAUACGAAGUAGAUGUGAGCGGUAGGAUGUACCGCCGAAAUCGCCGACAACUACGGGCAUCGCAAGAAAGACCUCCAACACCACCUGUUGCUGGGAGUGAUCCUGAGUUUGAACCUGAGCAGAGCAGAAGGGAACCAGAGAACCGUUUGGUGGAGAAUGAAGCUAACCCCGAACACACACCAUCAUUAGACAGUGCACCCUCAGCUGAGAACAGCGAAAAACCACCACGACGCUCAGAACGUGUAAGAUGCAAACCUGGGUGGCACAAGGAAUAUGUAAUGGAAUGA
Messenger RNA from Dendronephthya gigantea, 921 nucleotides. RefSeq lists its product as uncharacterized. The record is from RefSeq and is a predicted model, not a curated record. The transcript has a single exon. NCBI's taxonomy places the organism in Eukaryota, Metazoa, Cnidaria, Anthozoa, Malacalcyonacea, Nephtheidae. Gene Ontology annotation, molecular function: nucleic acid binding. Gene Ontology annotation, biological process: DNA integration. The coding region runs from base 1 to 921 and encodes 306 amino acids.